Messenger RNA from Hyla sarda, 2277 nucleotides. Its product is annotated as oocyte zinc finger protein XlCOF6-like. The transcript has 2 exons. The coding region runs from base 113 to 2185 and encodes 690 amino acids. Lineage: Eukaryota; Metazoa; Chordata; Amphibia; Anura; Hylidae. The record is from RefSeq and is a predicted model, not a curated record. Gene Ontology annotation, biological process: regulation of transcription by RNA polymerase II. Gene Ontology annotation, molecular function: DNA-binding transcription factor activity; RNA polymerase II cis-regulatory region sequence-specific DNA binding.
UACUACAGGGAAAGAUCUCAUCUAUAUUAAUGCUACAGACAUAAAAGAAGAAGAAGAAACAGAUGUGAGCAGUGAUGAGCAGUAUAAUGAGAACAUUCCUACAGGGAAAGAUAUGAUCUAUAUUAAUGCUACAGACAUAAAGGAAGAACAAGAGACAUAUGUAAGCAGUGAUGAGCAGUAUAAGGAGGACAUUUCUACAGGGAAAGAUCUUAUCUAUAUUAAUGCUACAGACAUAAAGAAAGAAGAGGAAACAGAUGUGAGCGGUGAUGAGCAGUAUAAGGAGGACAUUCCUAUAGGGAAACAUCUGAGCUCUAUUAAUGCUACAGACCUAAAGGAAGAAGAAGAGACAGAUGUGAGUUGUGAUGAACAGUAUAAGGAGGACAUUCCUACAGGGAGAGAUCUGCUCUAUAUUAAUGCUACAGACAUAAAGAAAGAAGAAGAAGAGACAGAUGUGAGCAGUGAUGAGCAGUAUCAGGAGGGCAUUUCUACAGGUAACUGCACAGAUUCUUGUAGCAGGAGAUCAGAGGAGAAUCUUAUAUCUUCAGAUUAUAAAGCAGAUGAUGAUAUCACACAAGAUACAUAUGAAGAACAUUCCAUUAUCCCAGAUACACCCUCAGCCCUUCACAGCCAAGAUCUCUCAUCUCAUCCUUAUAUACAGGUCCUGUCUCCUCAUUCAUCACAGGAUGUUCAGCAAAAUAAAAGUCACAGAAGGGGUGUUGGACAUCAACGAGCUCAUACAGGAAAGAAACCAUAUUCAUGCUCAGAAUGUGGGAAAUGUUUUACUAAGAAAUCAGAUCUUGUUAAACAUCAAAUAACUCACACAGUGGAGAAGCCAUUUUCAUGUUCAGAAUGUGGGAAAUAUUUUCCUUUUAAAUCAGGUCUUGUUAUACAUCAAAGAACUCACACAGGAGAGAAGCCAUUUUCAUGUUCAGAAUGUGGAAAAUGUUUUAGUCAGAAAUCAGACCUUGUUCAUCAUCAAAGAACUCACACAGGAGAGAAGCCAUUUUCAUGUUCAGAAUGUGGGAAAUGUUUUCCUUUUAAAUCAGGUCUUGUUGUACAUCAAAUAACUCACACAGGGGAGAAGCCAUUCUCGUGUUCAGAAUGUGGAAAAUGUUUUAGUCUUCAAUCAAAUCUUGUUCAACAUCAAAGAACUCACACAGAGGAGAAGCCAUUUUUAUGUUCAGAAUGUGGGAAAUGUUUCUCUCACAAAUCAAGUCUUGUUAAACAUCAAAUAUCUCACACAGAGGAGAAGCCAUUUUCAUGUGCAGAGUGUGGGAAACAUUUUGCCCAGAAAUCCUAUCUUGUUGAACAUCAAAGAACUCACACAGGGGAGAAGCCAUUUUCAUGUGCAGAAUGUGGGAAAUGUUUUGUUCAGAAAUCAGAUCUUGUUAAACAUCAAAGAACUCACACAGGGGAGAAGCCAUUUUCAUGUGCAGAAUGUGGGAAAUGUUUUUCUCAGAAAUCAGACCUUGUUGUACAUCAAAGAACUCACACAGGAGAGAAGCCAUUUUCAUGUUCAGAAUGUGGGAAAUGUUUUACUCAGAAAUCAGAUCUUGUUCAUUAUCAAAGAACUCACACAGGAGAGAAGCCAUUUUUAUGUUCAGAAUGUGGGAAAUGUUUCUCUCACAAAUCAAGUCUUGUUAAACAUCAAAGAUCUCACACAGAGGAGAAGCCAUUUUCAUGUGCAGAGUGUGGGAAACUUUUUACCCAGAAAUCCUAUCUUGUUGAACAUCAAAGAACUCACACAGGGGAGAAGCCAUUUUCAUGUGCAGAAUGUGGGAAACGUUUUGCUCAGAAAUCAGAUCUUAUUAAACAUCAAAGAACUCACACAGGGGAGAAGCCAUUUUCAUGUGCAGAAUGUGGGAAAUGUUUUACUCAGAAAUCAGACCUUGUUGUACAUCAAAGAACUCACACAGGAGAGAAGCCAUUUUCAUGUCCAGAAUGUGGGAAAUGUUUUUGUUUUAAAUCAGGUCUUGUUGUACAUCAAAGAACUCACACAGGAGAGAAGCCCUUUCCAUGUUCAGAAUGUGGAAAAUGUUUUAUUCAGAAAUCAGACCUUGUUGUACAUCAAAGAACUCACACAGGAGCAAAGCCAUUUUCAUGUGCAGAAUGUGAAAAAUGUUUUGCUGAUAAAUCACAUCUUGUCAGACAUCAAAGGAUUCACACAGGAAAGAAGCCAAUUUAGAGUAAUAUAUAUUGACAAUGUGCACAGGAUAGUUGACAGAUAUAUAUAUAUAUAUCUAUGUUUUUUAUUUCAACAACAAUUAAACAAUUAUA